CCGACCCUCCUCCUCCUCCUCCUCCUCCUCCUCCACCGGGGACCAGGGAAGGUUCUCAGCACUUGCCACGGCAGCUCGGGAUGGACAGUACCACAAAGACUCAGUAAUCCCUCACGUCGGACAGACACUUGACAGAAAGCACAGCUGACAGCCAUUCUCAGCCUUCAGCAGGGGCAGAGAGAGAGAGGAGACGGACAGACAGCCAGCCAGGCAGGCAGGGGGAGGUCUGUGUGGAUUACUCCCUCUAAUAAAUAAGGUUCUUAACCUGCAAAUCAAGCAGCGUUCGUAUCUGUGAGUGCUCUGUAAACAGAACAAGCACGAUGGAAGAAGACAUGGACGAGGGGCAGACCCAGAAAGGAUGCCUUGAGUGCUGCAUCAAGUGUCUGGGUGGGAUCCCCUACCCGUCCCUCAUCGCCACCAUCCUGCUGUACGCCGGCGUGGCGCUGUUCUGCGGCUGCGGGCACGAGGCCCUGUCCGGCACCGUCACCAUCCUGGAGAACUACUUCGAGGUGGUGAGGAGCCCUGUGGACGCUCUGGAUGUUUUCACAAUGAUUGACAUUAUCAAGUAUGUGAUUUACGGCAUUGCGUCGGCCUUCUUCGUCUACGGCAUCCUUCUGAUGGUGGAGGGCUUCUUCACCAGCGGAGCCAUUAAAGAUCUGUACGGAGACUUCAAGAUCACCACCUGCGGACGCUGCGUCAGCGCCUGGUUCAUCAUGCUGACGUACAUCUUCAUGCUGGCCUGGCUCGGCGUGACGGCCUUCACCUCCCUCCCGGUCUUCAUUUACUUCAACAUCUGGAAUAUUUGCCAAAACGUCACGGUGCUGGAGGGGGCUACGCUCUGCCUGGACCCACGCCAGUACGGUAUUAUUCCACUGGCUGAGGCGAAAACUGUGUGUGCUGGAUCAGAAAAGUUCUACAAGAUGUGCGAAUCUAAUGAGCUGGACAUGACCUUUCACCUCUUCAUCUGUGCCCUCGCUGGAGCCGGAGCGGCUGUCAUUGCGAUGAUCCACUACCUGAUGGUGCUUUCGGCCAAUUGGGCCUACGUGAAGGACGCCUGCCGGAUGCAGAAGUACGAGGACAUCAAGUCGAAGGAGGAGCAGGAGCUGCACGACAUCCACUCCACCCGCUCCAAGGAGCGGCUGAACGCCUACACAUAAAGAGCAGCGUGAGGCCUGGCCCUGCCACUCCGGCCUCUCUCCCUCUCUCUCUCCUCUCGCUUUCUCUCUGUCUCUCUACACCAUCCCCUCCUGAGGGGGGGGCGGAUGGCGCCUAGGGCCCUCGCCACCGCUGAUGUCACUGGUGCGUCAUAUGACAAUGUGGUCCUGGGGGGGGGUCUCCUCAGCCACUAACAGCAUUUCAGAUGAAAAAAAAAAGCCCCUUUACCUCUCUCAUGGAUGGUGUUAUGGUUCUCAUUAUGGCAGUCGUAUUAUUCUUGAAUAAGAGUCGUUUUAGUGCUGAUAGUAGUUUUAGUGUAGUCGGUAGAAUCAGACGUAGCAGUAGUAUUUCUGCUUCUUUCUUUUUCCUCCUUUGCAUUUUUCUUUUGUUACUCUGAAUAAUUUGUGUACAAUUGUUUUUAUUUUUCAUAAGAUUUUUAUUUGAUACUAAGUGUCAUUUUGCUCUCAUGCAUAAUUUAUUGUUUUUUGGGUUUAUGAUUUUUUUUCUGAGGGGGUCAACAGGGGCAGCAAAGGGUUUCCAAGCACAUUUCUCAUGUCGUGUGUGUGUGUGUGUGUGUGUGUGUGUGUGAGUGUGUAAGUGUGUGUGCGUGUGUGUAGAUUUCAUGUUCAAUAACUACGUGCUGUGUGUGAAUGGGUGUUCAGUUUUGAAACAACAAAAAAAAAAAUUAAAGAAAUACUUUAAAUCUCACGACACAGCUACGAAGCAUUACAAGCCUUUUGUCAUACCAGUUUACCCAGGGAUUAAAACCACUUUCAUCCUGUUUUUCUAUGUCAACAGCAAGACAAUAAUGCCACCAUAGAAACCAAAUCAGAGGGAAAGACAAAUAUUUGCUAGACGUGCCAAGCCUGUGAAACAGGAAACACUAACUUUGAUAGAUUUCCGAGGUGGGUUUAGCCAAUUAAAGAUAAAUUAUGGGGGUUAUUUUGUGAUAAUCUUGCCAUUCAAAUGUGUUGGAAGACUUUGAAUGACUCCACUGUCUUUGAAUCAAAAGCACACGCAAACAUGCUUUCAUAUUCCCUUUUUUAAUCACUUAAAAAUGGAAAUUUAUAAAUACUAACCUCUGCACUGUAUAUAC
Messenger RNA from Salarias fasciatus (jewelled blenny), 2251 nucleotides. It is a transcript of the gene gpm6aa, whose product is annotated as glycoprotein M6Aa. The coding region runs from base 321 to 1157 and encodes 278 amino acids. The record is from RefSeq and is a predicted model, not a curated record. The transcript has 7 exons. Gene Ontology annotation, cellular component: neuronal cell body; plasma membrane; filopodium. NCBI's taxonomy places the organism in Eukaryota, Metazoa, Chordata, Actinopteri, Blenniiformes, Blenniidae. Gene Ontology annotation, biological process: neuron projection development.